UUUAUUGCGAGGUGGGGGCCGAGGGGAGGAAGUGGCGUCCGGAACUGUAGCGGAAGGACCGGCGGAAGGCCUGGCAGCGGCGGCGACACCACUGCUGCCACUGCUACUACUGCUAGCGGCGGCUCCAGCAGCAGCGGCACCUCAAGAUGUCCAUCGAAAUCGAGUCCUCUGACGUGAUCCGGCUCAUCAUGCAGUACCUGAAGGAAAACAGCCUCCACCGGGCUCUCGCCACCCUGCAGGAGGAGACCACCGUGUCCCUCAACACAGUGGACAGCAUCGAGAGCUUCGUGGCGGACAUCAACAGUGGGCACUGGGACACGGUGCUGCAGGCCAUACAGUCUCUGAAGCUGCCCGACAAGACCCUCAUCGAUCUCUAUGAGCAGGUUGUGCUGGAGUUGAUCGAGCUGCGAGAGCUGGGUGCUGCGAGGUCUCUGCUGAGGCAAACGGAUCCCAUGAUCAUGCUGAAACAAACUCAGCCAGAGCGCUACAUCCACCUCGAAAACCUUCUGGCCAGAUCUUACUUUGACCCUCGUGAGGCAUACCCAGAUGGAAGUAGCAAAGAGAAGAGGAGAGCUGCAAUUGCACAGGCUUUGGCUGGUGAGGUCAGCGUGGUGCCUCCAUCUCGUCUGAUGGCACUGUUGGGGCAGGCACUGAAGUGGCAGCAGCACCAGGGCCUGCUUCCUCCUGGGAUGACAAUUGACUUGUUCAGGGGCAAAGCAGCUGUGAAAGACGUAGAAGAAGAAAAGUUCCCCACGCAGCUGAGCAGGCAUAUUAAGUUUGGGCAGAAGUCACAUGUCGAGUGUGCUCGGUUUUCUCCUGAUGGACAGUACCUGGUUACUGGGUCAGUUGAUGGCUUCAUUGAAGUAUGGAACUUCACUACUGGAAAGAUUAGGAAGGAUCUGAAGUAUCAGGCACAAGAUAAUUUCAUGAUGAUGGAUGAUGCAGUGCUGUGCAUGUGCUUUAGUAGAGAUACAGAAAUGCUAGCAACUGGAGCACAAGAUGGAAAGAUCAAGGUGUGGAAAAUCCAAAGUGGUCAGUGUCUGAGAAGAUUUGAACGAGCUCACAGUAAAGGUGUUACAUGUCUCAGUUUCUCUAAAGACAGCAGUCAAAUUCUCAGUGCUUCGUUUGAUCAGACAAUCAGGAUUCAUGGUUUAAAAUCUGGGAAAACCCUAAAGGAAUUCCGUGGUCAUUCUUCCUUUGUCAAUGAAGCUACUUUUACUCAGGAUGGCCACUAUAUCAUCAGUGCAUCCUCUGAUGGCACAGUGAAGGUUUGGAAUGUGAAGACAACAGAGUGCUCCAACACCUUCAAGUCUCUUGGUAGCACUGCAGGGACAGACAUUACUGUGAACAGUGUCAUUCUGCUGCCUAAAAACCCAGAACACUUUGUUGUUUGCAACAGAUCGAAUACAGUUGUCAUCAUGAAUAUGCAAGGACAAAUUGUAAGAAGUUUUAGCUCUGGUAAGAGAGAAGGUGGUGACUUUGUCUGCUGUGCGCUUUCACCUCGUGGUGAAUGGAUCUACUGUGUUGGUGAAGAUUUUGUGCUGUACUGCUUCAGCACAGUGACGGGCAAGCUGGAGAGAACUCUGACUGUCCAUGAAAAAGAUGUCAUUGGCAUUGCUCAUCACCCCCACCAGAACCUGAUUGCCACUUACAGUGAAGAUGGCCUCCUCAAGCUCUGGAAGCCGUAGGCUGAUUUUGCAGCAAGCUCUGAAGCAUGCCUGUUAGUUGCAGGUUACUAGUGUUUGUGCUUUAACAAGGUCUAAAUAUGCAGAGUGUGAUACUUUCUCAAUUUUCAGUUCAGGUUUCCAGAGAAUUACGUUUUUACCUGCCUGGAGUGGAUUGAUGCAUAAAUAUAGCAUCAGUUAAUUUCAUAUACUUUUUACUAGAGUAGUUAAAGCAGCUUCAGUGAGAAUGCUUUUUCUGCCUCCUGAAGUGUGUACUCUUCUACAAUGUUUGUAAAAGUUCAUUGAGCCAGCAGCUGUACAUGCUUAUGUGUGGUUGCUGACUUACUAGAAUACAGUAAAAUGCCUUUUUUUGUUGUUUUUUGCGUUAAAUGUGGAAUGGAAAGUUGUCUCUUCCCCACUGCUGAAACAGGAAGAGUUUCCUGGAAUGCAGAUGAGGAUACAGUAUCAUCAGCUUUGUCGCUUAGGACAGGAAAGAACACAAGCACACACUGCUGCUCUCAAGGUGAAGAAAAAAUAGGAACCUUUAUUUUCUGACCCCAACAUUUAUAGUUUUUCAAAAGUGUCAGUGGAUUGGAGGGCAACAGUGCCACCUCUCCAAUGACACUGGACAAACCAACAGUCCGUCAAAUUUCUCCUCCUCCAUAAAACAAUGAGUUAUUUACAGAAAGUGUGUGAGAAAGUUCAUUAGAACAAUGUAAGCAUCAGAAGGCUUAGAAAAUCUUAAAGAAUCAGGGCAACACAGCUUGAAGAUGGGGUUAUUUCUAUGCCAUUGGGCUUUGUGUGUUCAAUUUUCACUAUCAUUUUUCCAGUUAUAUUGGAAAGUAGUGUCACAGCUGCCUCAGAAUGAAACUGUCCUUCCCCAUCUGCCAGCGCUUGCUACUAUAGACUGUAAAGCUGCCUAAUGUGGCAGUGAGAUACAGUUGAUUUUCUUUGGGGAUUUUUGUUUUAUUUUGUUUGUAAUUUUGUUUUACUUCCAGACUAAAAGGAGUUAUUACCGGGGCCCUUUUCCUAUAAGUGAAAGAUGUUUUCAGACCAGCUAUAACUGAAACUGGGCUCCAGGGGAUCAAUAUUUUAAAACAUGCAAAAGUUGCAUGUUUACAUAGGCUGAGUUCCUAGUGCUGUAAUAAUGCUUUUAAUAAGUAUUUUUAAGAUUUUGUUUUUAAAUUUCAUAUGCCUGUGGACCUAGCUGAGAUUAUGCUUAGGGGUCCCACAAGAUGAUAAAAGAUGCUUGCAGACUCUUCAAUUUGAAGCACAUGAUUUUUUUGUUGAGAGAUUCUGACUAAUGUACACUGUUCUGAAUGUACACCAGAGUCUUCUGAAGUCUGACUGUGUCUUUUCUAGGAUGCAGAAAAAUGAGGCUUUUCCUGUAAUGAUGAAUCAAAUGCAUGUGGAUUUGAAUCUGCUAUAUUGUGUUCUGUCCUCAUCUCUAGUAGAAUGCUUUCCUACUGCAGUAAUCUUUCAGAGAGUAAUACCUUGUCUUCAACUUAAUAAAUUAGUUCCACUUUAA
Molecule: messenger RNA, 3192 nt
Organism: Serinus canaria (Common canary)
Lineage: Eukaryota; Metazoa; Chordata; Aves; Passeriformes; Fringillidae
Gene: SMU1
Product: SMU1 DNA replication regulator and spliceosomal factor
Exons: 12
Coding region: 147-1688 (513 amino acids)
Biological process (GO): mRNA splicing, via spliceosome
Cellular component (GO): precatalytic spliceosome
Molecular function (GO): protein binding
Source: RefSeq, a predicted model, not a curated record